Molecule: messenger RNA, 2253 nt
Organism: Varanus komodoensis (Komodo dragon)
Lineage: Eukaryota; Metazoa; Chordata; Lepidosauria; Squamata; Varanidae
Gene: CIZ1
Product: CDKN1A interacting zinc finger protein 1
Exons: 15
Coding region: 56-2101 (681 amino acids)
Cellular component (GO): nucleus
Molecular function (GO): nucleic acid binding; zinc ion binding
Source: RefSeq, a predicted model, not a curated record
GCUGCAGCCGCCGCCGCCGCCGAGCCGGGGUGUGGCGCCAUCCCAGCCGCAACAGAUGCUGAAUCUGCGGGCGACGGGCCAAGCAUCGCUCCUCAGUGCCAACCCCAUGCUUCAGCGGGCCUUCCUCAUGCAGCAGAUGCAAGGCAGCUUGAGAGGCUUUAACAUGGCAGCCGCCCCGCUUCUGCAGCAGUUCUUCCCACAGGCUACGAGGCAUUCCCUCUUGGGUCCCCCUCCCGUUGGGGUCUCCUUAAAGCCUGCCCGCUUGGCUUUCCCGGCUCUCCCAUUUCAGCGGCAGAACCGGACCUUUCGCAAGGACUUCCUGAGGGCGCCUGAGAGGAAGCGAGAGGCGGAUUCUGCAUCAUCGUCCUCUCAGGUCCACGGAGCGGAUGAGAGCAGGCCUGGGCUGGAGGGGUUUGCCACUCAAGCAGAGACCACACAGCCUGGUUCUUCUCCAUCAGAGAGACCGGGAGAAUCCUCUCCAGAGGCCCAACCUCUCGCCAAGCGGCUAAGAAGCAAUGUUGAAGAGCCAGUCCCUGAGGAAAUGGCAUGUCUCCUACGAGCCGAGGAGUCAGACACCAGAUCCCACCUGGAAGAGGCCGACAGUGAGAAGGAGAACUUGGCCGCAGAGGUUUGCAAGGAGAAGGGCUUCGCCGAGGACCUGAACACAUCAGAGGUGGUCAGCACUGCCGGGUCCUUGAAGGUUACGAUUCAGCAGAGCAGCGAGAGCCGCGCGAUUAGCACCACGGCCCUGAAGCCGGCCCACUGGGCCUCUGAGGUGGGCGCCCCCGAACCCAGCCCCGAGUCCGCCCUGAAGUUCUACUGCUACAUCUGCAAGACCGACUGCUGCAACCAGCAGAAUUUCCAGGCCCACAUGACAGGUGUUCAGCACCAGCAGCGGCUCCAGGAGAUCCAACACAUGAGUAACAUCUGCUUAGUCUCUUUGCUGCCCGUGGUGAAGGAGAAGCAGCCCCUGGCAGAGGUAGAUGGAGAGAGCCAGCCGCGGUGGUGCAACACCUGCCAGACCAAUUUUACAGGUGAUGUGAUCAAACACCGCCGGACGCAAGAACAUAAGCUCGCCAAGCGCUCUCUCCGUCCCUUUUGCACAGUAUGCAGCCGUCACUUCAAGAGCCCACGCAAAUUUGUGGAGCACAUGAAGUCCCUGGAGCACAAGCAGAAAGCCAGAGAGGUGCGGUUAGGUGAGAAGGAGCGGGGCCGGCCAGAGGACUCCGAGGAGCUUAUAACGGUCGAUGCUGUUGGCUGUUUUGAAGAGGAGGAGGAGGAGGAAGAGGAGGAGGAAGAGGAGGAGGAGGAAGCUGGAGAUGAGGAUGCUGACCCCACGGGAGAGCAACUGUGUAUGGAAGAGCCUUUGCCGAAACAGGUUGGACAGAAGGAAGCCUCAUCGGACGAUGCAGAGGGGAAUGAGGAAUACUGUCCAGACACCGUUUACGGCCCGGAUUUUCUGGUCCCCGUGGCUGGGUUCCUGUGCAGGUUGUGUCACAAAUUCUACCAUAGCGACUCUGCUGGCCGUCUCGCCCACUGCAAGUCCUUGCUGCAUUUUGAAAACGUCCAGAGGUACAAAGCCACGAGGAUGCAGGCCGCAGCCACACUCGCAGAGCCCUCCCUGAGGACGCAGGGAGGACCAGACGCCCAGCGAACUCCCGUUGCUGCUAAGAUGGAGGAUCAGACGGAGCUGGCGAACGCCGAACAGGCCGUCCUGGCAUUCAUGGAAGCUGAGCCAGCAGCUGCCCCUGCAGUGAGGAGAAGCAGCUCGGCUGCGAGUUCACAGGGGGGCAUGCAAAGAACCCUGGCCGGGGGAGGCGAGGGGAGCCACCUCUCGAUGAUUAGCGACGGCUUCUCGGGGCAAGGCCACGGUGCCCCUCCGACGGAGGAAGUGCUGGGACUUGGUGCAGGAAAACAAGAGCGCUGCGAGGAAACUAAGCACGAGGCCGUUACAAGGAGAAUCUUGGCAGAUGAAGCCGAAUUAGGAGCAAAGGAAGCUCCAGGCACCCAAGACCAGGAGAAGGAAGCUGAGCCCCUCGCCCCAGCCAGAGGGGAAUCCUCAUCCGGCCGCAGGCGUUCGGCGAGGCGACGGGCCCGAUAAGGGGCUUCGGCAGGAGAGUGGUCUCUUCACAUAGAUUUCUCUGGAAAGGUUUUAUCCUACCCAAACCCCUUCACCCACCCCCUUCGUCUUCUAGGCAAAAAGAAUGCUAUAGUUUUACUGGAGUUUUUGUUAAAUUAAAAGAAAAAAAGCAA